AUGGAACGGCCAACCAAGCGACCAGCACUACCCCGUGCCGCUGCUGCCGACGGCGAGGGCAAUCGGCGCCCUUAUGGACCGGCUCAGGAAGCGUUUGUGAGGGAGACCCGAAGAGCCAUUGAUGCCAACAGUUGUCCUUCUUUUCUGCAGGAUUGGUCCAACAUUGUUCCUUGGCCGUCUUCCAGAGCCUUGCGUGGAAACACCAGUGAAGACUCGAGACGACCGACUUCUUCCCGAAUCCUGGGAGGCUUUACCUACUAUAUGGGAGCAUCUCCCAGCUAUGGCAUCAGGCAGGAACUCUACAAUUACAUCUCUGCAUCUACACUGCAUCCACUCAAGAAAAUUGAAGCCAACUUGAAGCAAUUUGUAUCUGAGCAAUACAAUCAGGAUUUGUUGAGAUAUCUUCUGGAUUGUCGCGAUGGACGGGUAGUCCCCAAGCGCCGUCCACCUGACCCCAAUCGCCCCGUCAAUCCCAAGCAACAACGUCGACGAGAAAAGGCCACAGAACUGGAGACACUUAAACAGAUACGAAUGGACCUUCAGAGUGCACGUGACAAGGCCAAGGACAUUUCCUUUGCCGAUGUCAUCUCCCUCAAAAGCAACCACAACAACCGCUGGGUGGCUUUCCCCUUGCUAGGCAUUUCCAAACUUACCAAGAUCACUUCUGUGGGCAUUCACACCGGUCGCGAUCUUCUGAAGAGUGCACAUGAUCAAGAUGAAAGAUUUAUCAAAUUGAGAGGGAUGACUGUAAAGCCAACAACUUGCCUUGCCUGGGUGGACUCUGUCAAGAAGGAGUUUGAGACGCUGGAGGAAAACGUCAAUGCGCUUGCCGCGGAAGUGAAACGAGUCGAAGAACAAUUGGGAGAGGACGUGGCUCUGUUGGAUGAUGACGAAGAUGACAUCAUGGACGAAUUGGACGAAGCGAUGGAAUAUGAAGACUUUGGUACCAUGGAGAAUCGGGAACGAUACGAUGCAAGGUUCGUCUACAUGGGGACAAUCAAAGACGUUGUCGCUGAAGAGUUCAAUCAACGGCGGUUCGUGAUGAGGGACCGCAUGUGUCAGUUGGGAGGACAAGUCUUGCGGAUUCACUUUCUCUACGAUAUUUGCAAGAAGAUCAAUGCGUUUUGCAAGGCUUCCAACAAGAAUGUCAUCCCUUUCAAAUGCAUGGCCGUUGUUCUCAACGAAAAGGGAAUGGUCAUUUGGUGGGCCAUGGUCAAAAAGGAACGUUACAUUGAUGACAUCCUCGGGCCACUCAAAAAACUCAAAGCUCGGUUGGAUCGACAAAAAAAUUCUGUCGGAGCGAUCUUCGCAGACGAGUCGCGCAUUUGCCGGAGGCUGAAAAACAUCUUUGAAGUCGUGGCCUUUGAUGUAAUGGAAUGGCUAGAGAAAUGGAACAAGUGCCUGGUUGCCCCCACCACCAAUCGAGCAGAAACUUUUCGAGCGCUCAUGUGCAAAGCAGUCAUGGGAAUCGACACAGACGAUGUCAAGCGAGAGCGAAAAAGGCUGGCUUCUGAGUAUCUGCGAGAUCCGACCGUUGAAGAAAUACUGAGGGCAUGUGAUACCAACGUACCCGAACCAGAAGUAGCUGUGCGUGCUGUCAUGGACGUGCUGUACUUCUUCUUUCAUGAGGACGUCCAAUACACAUUGCAAAGCGCCUAUCGACCCGCUAGUAGGCUUACAGCCAAGUUCUUCAAGGAGUAUGAUGUCGUUGUCAAGACGGUGGAAGAGCAGGUGGCCUGCGUUCGAUCAGCAUCACUUCGUCUACCCAAUCAUACCUGCAACCAGGUCAAGACGCUAUGUGAAACUCUCGAUAAGAAAGUGUUCGGAGACUCGCCCUUUGCCGGCAUCCGAAGGGCCGAACGGGGAAUUUGGUCUGUAUUGGACAGCAUGAACUCCAUUAUGAGCGGCGUCACACCAGCAGAUGCAACAGCCGAAGCCCAAGAGGAUUCUACGGCGGAAUCGGCACAGGCUCAAGAGAAGUCCGCACAGCACACAUUUGCCACUUCAUUGGCGGCUUCACUGGGCAUGCAGGUACCUCCUUAUCAGGUCACAGAAACGGCGAUUGUCCCCAACAAGAGUUCGGAAACCGAGAACCUUGGGUUUGACGUGACUUGGGACGACGACAGGCUUGGAAUCUUGGCGGAAGCACACGCACACAACGAUUUCGAAGAAUACCUCGACACUGUGGGGCGCGAAGAUGAUCUCAUUGAUGCUGCCACCACGGCUCAAGCGGGGCAUCCAAAGGCCACGCCGGCUGCAACUGGACAGCAAGCAGUGGCUGCAGAGAAUGCCGUGAUCACCGUCGAUGGCCGCGACAACAGCAAUGAAGCAAGCGCUGCGCAAGGCGAUGGAGUAAACGACUAUAUCCUCAGCAAUGAAAACAAAAGAAAGAUGUUCUCAAGGUACGAAAGGGGGGUCGCCGAGUUUGUUGCUGAAAUGACCCAAAAGACGGGGAAGACAUCACUCGAGGCUUUCAAGAGCCUCACCAACGCCGAGGCCUGGACGACGUUCUUGGAGGCAAAACCCUUUGUCAACGAUUCCGACGACCCGCUUCAUGUAGAGGAAGUGAACUUCUUCCAGCAAAUCAAAGUUGUAUUCUGUGGGCCCAUGGCCAGUGGUGACUUCGAGCAAUUUGCAAAGGCUUGGAAUUGGGAGGCGGCCACUCGAAUCAAAAGUGUCUGCAACGGGGGCAAGGCGAAGAAACCCAUCAGUUGCAAGGAAUCGGCUCAACUUCUCGAGCAGAAACGACGUUACGAACAAUACGCUCAGGGUAUGAGAACGUUCAUCAUGAAUUGCUGCCACGAGAAGGCGGGUAGCAAACGGGCUUUCAUGAGCUAUUGCAUAACAUGCGGACACUCCAGGGGUCACCAUAACUUUCAAAUAGAAUCCUUCGGGCCGACUUGUCGCAAGGGAUUCUGCGCUCGAUGUGGGGCGUUACAGAAAUGGCACGCAGAAGGCUCUUCGGAAAUGGGUUUCUACUGCGUUCUCACGGCGGAGCAAAGCGGGGCAAAACACGGGAAGAUAGAAACUUUUGAUGAGUACUGGCGGGCCUCUGUAACCGUGCCACGCCCAACCAUGUCCAGCGUCGUUUUGAAGUCUCCUGUUCCAGCCAAGAAGGCCGACAAAGAGAAGGGGAGUGGGAAGGGUGGCGAAUGCCAAGACAAAGCCGAAAGUGCUGAUGAGUCUAUGGUUCGCCCAGACGAACCAGUUGAGAUAAGAGGCGAGGGCGAGAUAGAAGCUCCUGACAAAGCGCAGGAGGAUGGCAAGAAGAACCCAUAUGUUCCAGCUGAAGCAAUCAUCGCCAGGGCCCCAGCGAUCGCGCCACCAAAGGAAGCAAUAGAAGAAUGUAUGCGGGAGGCUGCGGCAAAUGCUCCCAAUGCCCAGCAAGCGGGAGCCAAUGGCAACCGACAGAUAGCCACGGCUGCCACUCCCACAGCAACAGCAGCCGUUAACCCCCAGACAACAACAACGACAACAGCCGCUAACGUCCAUGCAAACGCAGUCACAGCAGCAACAACGAUAGUUGUUGACCCUUCGGCAACCGCAGCCAACCCCUCAGCUGCGUCAGCCGCCAAACCCUCGGCAACAACCAUCAACCCUCAACCUCCAGCAGCCCCAACUCGGCCGAACCCUCAGCCUCCAGCCGUCACUGCGUUUGGAGGAGGUACCUCCUACAAUAAUAAUCCACAAUAUGCAUGGUAUUCUGGUGUUCCCAUGGGCAUGCCCAAUGCAAUGAUGCCUCGAUUGCCUGGGAAUUUCGCUGCAGCACCAGGUACCCAUGGGUACGGAGCAUGGUACCCCACUGGUACAACGGCGGCGAUGAUUGCAGCUGCCCAGACCGCCCAAGUGCAAGGACGACGCAGCUCCAUUGGGAUGUCCGCAGCGACAGCGGCAUUCACGGCCCAGGAGCCAGGUCGACGCAACAGUGACAUCAGUCAUAAGCAGCAGACCAGACGCGACAGCGGCAUCACCUACGAGAAUACCUUGGCAGGACAUCGACGACGUGCUGUCGACGAGCUGGUGAAACAAAGAUAUGGGGGUAAAUCUCCUUUUCGAAAGUAUUGCCUCAAGUGUGCCUUUCCAAAGAGAAAUCACAUGCAUGAAGAAUCUGCAGGCCCCAAUUGCUGUCGCAACUACUGUGCUCGAUGUUAUGCUCGCAAGGAGUAUCAUGACCAGCAUGGCUCUGAAAUGGGUUUCUAUUGCUUUUUGACAAUGGGUCAGAGUGGUGCGAAGAAUGAUUUCAGAAUGACAGAGUUCGACAAAGAAUGGCGUGGCAGUACCGAAGCAACUCAGACUAUCCAUCGCAAUACGCAAACGAUGCCGUGCAAUUCGAAAACGCCCCGGGGAAACAACGAUGCAUCCAUUGGAAAAUCCACAUCUUCAAGUUCCGACGAGGAUGGCUGGGAGCCCACCGACGAGCCAUUUUCCGACACGGAUUCCAGUAAAUCCAGCCAAAAGAAGCCCGCCGCCGUUCGUACAAGACGUGCCGCCCAUCAAAACACUGGUGCCACCACGGACAUUGCUCGAUUAGCAGCCUCCAUUUGUGACGCUACAACUGCUCGUACCAGAAACGCAACUGUCACCUCCCCUUCAAAAGCAACUGCAAAAGCAGCUCCUGCCACCUCCCCCACUAAAGCCGCCCCUGCCGUCGCCCGUACGGCAACUGCAACUACAACCACAACUCCUAUUGCUUCCAACAAGAGAAAGGUGCCUCCAUCUGCUGUAACUGCCACCUCCCCUGCCACUCGAUCCGGUGCCCGCAAAAAGAGGGCGGUUGCAACGACUACGACGACAAAAAGUCCCUCGGCGAGUGAACGACCCGGGGGUCUUGCCUACAGAGAAACCUACACGGGUGUACCGAAUGAACCAUUGGAAGGCGGUUGGCCUCCAGGAUGGACCAAAGUAGUUCGUCUUCGAACCAGCGGCGUGGCUACAAAUGGGAGAGAGGAUCGUUACUGGUAUUCUCCUGGUGGCAGAGUCUUUCGUAGCAUGGUGGGUGUGCGCAAGUUUUUAAAGGCCCUUCCGAUGUUUGCGGGCGACGAAGACGCCGCAUUUCGAGCACACAAAACGGUGACUCUGGAUGUAGACAGGGCAGUAAUUUAG
Seminavis robusta is the source of this 5103-nucleotide messenger RNA. The record is from the annotation of a GenBank genome assembly. Lineage: Eukaryota; Bacillariophyta; Bacillariophyceae; Naviculales; Naviculaceae.